Molecule: messenger RNA, 178 nt
Organism: Entrophospora candida
Lineage: Eukaryota; Fungi; Glomeromycota; Glomeromycetes; Entrophosporales; Entrophosporaceae
Source: the annotation of a GenBank genome assembly
AUGACUUCCUCUGUAUCAAAAGGUCGCGAAUUAGAAGUAGCAGUUGUCAACAAAUUAAGGGAUGCGGGGAUUGAGUGCGAGCAUAUUGGUGGGCCGGGCGACAUGGGAAUCGAUAUUAAAGGAGUUGCCUGCGGCAUCCCAUUUGUUGUUCAAUGUAAAAAUUGGAGAAAGAAUAUAG